AUAAAACAAAAUUCUUCUAGUGCACAACAAACCAGUGCCCUGCAUUUUAUACACGAAAUAGUGCGUCGUUGUAUCUUUGCUGUUGUUGCUACUGUUGGUGCUGCUGCAGUUCGAUGCGUGUGCAUAUGUGCUGUACAAGUUACUUAUAAUAUUGCCUGUCUGCUGCAAUUUGGCUUCCACAUCCCCCGCGCGCGUUAAUGUGUGUUUGUUUCUCUGCAGCAGCUUUAUAAAAAAAACCUUCAGAAAUUAAAUCAACACGCGACGCAGAGCUGCCUUCGCCAGCGCAGCAGCAACGCCGUCGCCAACGCCGUGUGAAUAAGCGUGAUAUCAGUCCCGCAGCAGCAGCAGCAGCAGAAUCAACGACAAAUAGUUAUUGUUGCUUGUUGUUGCCAGCGGAGCGCCGUCGCCCGCGACCGUGCAAAGGCUUCGGCCAAGGACACGAUUUGGAGCAACAGCAUGCAACAGUCCAAGGCGGCAUUGUGUUCAGUGAUUAACAACAACAAUAAUAAUAACACAAACAACACCAACAGCAGCACCAUGUUACAAAAACAAAGUUGAUCUAGAAACUGAUCAAGGCGUCCACACCACGUCAUUAGUGUCGAUAGGGAUACACACACUUCUUCAAACCCUGAGCCAAAGGAAAGCGCGACCGGCCAGCGCACGCCUUCAAUGAACACGAGCCAAACGGCGCCGGCCUCAUCGGCCGGUAAUCGCAUAACGUUUACCAGCCAGCAACUGCCGAACGGCACCAUCAAUAUGGUCGGCAAUCCAGGGACGGGAGGCGGUCCCACAAUUAUCUCAACGGCCCAGCUGCCAAAUACAACGACCAUUAAAACGAUCCAAGCGGGUAUUGGCGGACAUCCGGGUCUCCAGCAGGUGCAUAGUCAACUGCAACAACAACAGCAGCAGCAGCAAACGCAAUCAGUAGGUGCCACCCAAACACAAACCUUAGUUAUAAAAUCCAAUCACCAUGCUGUCACCCUGCCGGCGGGUCUAGUCUCAAGUGCACCAGCAGGAAUCGUAACAAUGACCAAGACCAUCAAUCAGGGUGGCCAACCGUUGCUGAGCUCUAUGCUGCCGGCUGGUGUCGUCGUCGGGAUGCGUCCGCAGGGUCCCGGUCAGCAACAGCAGCCAAAGAAUGUGCCCGCCAACCAACUCGGCCGUGUAGUCAUCAGCAAUUCCCACAUGGGCGGUGUGAGGCCGCAAAGUCCAUCGAUCACCCUAAGCACCUUAAAUCCUGGACAGACGCCUGCACUGUUACUGAAAACCGAUAAUGGAUUUCAAUUGUUGCGCGUGGGCACUGCCACGACGACGGGGCCGCCAACUGUAACACAAACCAUAUCCAACACCAGCAACAACACAACAACAACCACAAACCAUCCCACAACAACACAGAUACGACUACAAACUGUGCCGGCCGCUGCUGUAAGUAGAUAUCAUGGGCAAGCGCCACAAGCAUCACAACAACAACAGCAACAACAACAGCAACAGGCACAACAAGCAUCUGCACAAGCAACAACAACAACAGCAACCACCACUAGCAUUGCACUUCGUAAAACGAUUGUCAGAACUUCAUCCACAAUCCCAUCCAAUAAUAAUAAUAAUGUCACCACAAAUCUCACCGCUACCAACACCACAACCACUACCAACAACAACAAUAACAGCAACAUCAAGACCACUUCUACUGCUACUACUAACCUGCAACAACAACAACAGCAGCAACAACAACAAAAGCUACAGCAACAACUAAAGCAGCAGCAACAGGCCAAGCAACAACAGCAGGCAGUGGUCAGCGCUGCAGCCGCGGCAGCCGCUGCCGCAAAUGUCGCAGCCACUAUAAAGAUCAAGCAAAACUCUAUGACGAACACUACGGCGACCAACAACAUCAUUGUUAACUCGGUGGCGUCCAGCAAUGCGCAUGGCUACACAACAUCGGCCUCCCAGCCACCCCAUCUGGCGCAGCUGAACACGCAGGCGCCCCAUCUGCCGCAGAUCACGCAGAUCCAAACGUUACAGGGUCCACCGCACACACAGGCCACCAGCUUGAACAGCGGCACUGCGACGGUGGCUAGCGCCGCGAGCAGCACCAGCAGCAGCACCACCACCACUACAACAACAACAACGGCAGCGCAGGGUAAUACCAAAGAGAAGUGUCGCAAGUUUUUAGCCAAUUUAAUCGAAUUGUCGACACGCGAGCCCAAGCCGGUGGAGAAGAAUGUCCGGACACUCAUCCAGGAGCUGGUCAAUGCGAAUGUCGAGCCCGAAGAGUUCUGUGAUCGUUUGGAACGUCUGCUCAACGCCAGUCCACAGCCUUGCCUCAUUGGGUUUCUGAAGAAAAGUCUGCCGCUGCUCCGACAGGCCCUCUACACAAAAGAACUGGUCAUCGAGGGCAUCAAGCCGCCACCCCAGCACGUGAUCGGUCUAGCUGGACUUCAGCAACAGCUGCCGAAAAUCCAAGCGCAAAUCCGUCCCAUUGGCCCACAGACGACGACAAUUGGACAGACGCAGGUGCGCAUGAUUACACCGAAUGCGCUGUCAACGCCGCGUCCGACCAUUGGACACGCGACGAUAUCAAAGCAACCGCCGGGGAUACGUUUGCCAACGACGCCACGACUCGUCAAUACUAUACAAAGACAGUUGCCCCUACAGGUGCCCUCACAAGCGAACAUUGUACAAAUACGCACGCCACAGAAUGCGCAAAUGCAGCGGACGGGCGCUGUACAAAUACGCGCCACGCCCCGACCACAACUCACGCCCACGAACAAAGUCACUGCCGUCAAGGUGGGCCAGACGCAGAUAAAGGCAAUAGCGCCGAGUCAGCACCCACCCUCGCUAGCCGCCAUAUCGGUCAGUGGACCACCGCCAACGCCCACACUGUCCGUGCUCUCCACCAUCAAUUCAGCGUCGGCCACUUUGCCGGUGCCGUCGCUGCCGACGGUGCAUUUACCGCCAGAGGCGUUACGGCAACGGGAGCAGCUGCACAAUUCGCUGCACCACAACAACAACAAUCACCACGACAUACACAAGUUCGAGCCGAAGCUGGUGGAGAUCAGACAGCCUGUGUCGCAUAUAGAGCGAAUUAAUGCUUCCCUCACGCCGAUAUCGGCGAGCAAAGCGCCGGCCAAGCCGUCGCCAGCUUUGAGCAAGGCGGCAAGUAAAAAGAAGAAGGACGCGCAAGAUCGAGAUGGCAAGGAUGAGAAAUCGCUCGGUGGGAGUGCCGCGUCAGCGGGCUCAGCAGCCGGCAAUUCCUUUUUUCAACAGAGCUCCAUGUCCACAUCCAUGUAUGGCGAUGACGACAUCAACGAUGUGGCCGCCAUGGGUGGCGUCAACUUGGCUGAGGAGUCGCAGCGCAUUCUGGGCUGCACGGAGCAUAUUGGCACGCAAAUACGAUCCUGCAAAGACGAGGUGUUCCUCAAUCUGCCCGCGCUGCAGGCGCGUAUACGCGCCAUCACAACAGAGCGCGGCCUCGAGGAGCCCUCGCAGGACGUGGCGGUGCUCAUAUCACAUGCGUGCCAGGAGCGACUUAAAAACAUUGUCGAAAAGUUGGCUGUGAUAGCAGAGCAUCGCAUCGAUGUCAUUAAGCUGGAUUCGCGCUAUGAGCCUGCGAAAGACGUACGUGGUCAAAUCAAAUUCCUCGAGGAGCUGGAUAAGGCGGAGCAGAAGAGACACGAGGAACUGGAGCGUGAAAUGCUGUUGCGUGCGGCCAAAUCUAGGUCACGCAUCGAAGAUCCCGAGCAGGCGAAAAUGAAGGCCAGGGCCAAGGAAAUGCAACGCGCUGAAAUGGAGGAGCUGCGUCAGCGCGAUGCCAAUCUGACGGCUCUGCAGGCCAUUGGACCACGUAAGAAACUCAAAUUGGACAGCGAUGCGAUUAGUGCGGGAGUGGGCUCCAGUGGCAGCACUUUACUGAACAACGCCAGCACAGCGUCGACAACGUUACGACCGCGCAUCAAGCGCGUCAACCUGCGCGACAUGCUCUUCUAUAUGGAGCAGGAGCGGGAGUUUUGUCGCAGCGAGCUUUUGUUCAAAAGCUACCUCAAGUGAUUGCUGCUGGCGCUGUUUUACAUUGUGUGGUGCAUUGCAAUGCUUUGCGAGCUUCUUACUGUCGUAACGCAUCGUAACUCCUGUCAUAUAAUAUGCAAUAUUUUGUUUUCUUCAGUUUUCUUUUAAUUGCGUCUUUGUUGUUUUCUUUCUAUUAGGUUCCUUCUUCUCUUAAAUAUUAUUAAGCUCAAAAUUUUACGCUCUACACAUAAUUAAUUUAAACAUUCUUUCAAUAAUUUACCUUUUAAUAAAUUGUGUGCAAAACUUAGACCAAACCAAUCCAAAAACAAUAACAACAACAAAAAGAAGAAGUAUAUAUGAAUGGACAAACACUAAAAACAAAUUAUAAUAACACUAGCAAAGCUCAACGCAGAGUCAGCCAGUGUUUGAAUUUUUUCAACUUUAACAUUGUUUGCAUAACAAAUUUUGUAGCGUGCUGCGCUCGUUGGGCGCAGCUCGCAUUGACGGCCUUAUCUAAACGAUAUAAACAUAUAAAAACAAAAGUAAAGUGUUACAUAAAUUAGUAGUCUAGUUCGUUAAACUAAACGCAAAAGAAUUUUAGCAUAAGUUAGCAGCGCGAAGGAUAAAAACAUAUAAAGGAGAAUUUAAAAUGAUUUGCAGUCAGCUCUAAAAAAAGAAAAAAACAAAUAACAAGGAGAAAGAAAUGGUUUGAAAAACCCCCCAAUGAAUAUAAUAUCCGUAUUGCCGCAAUGAAUGUAAUUGUGUAGCUCGAUAAAAAAAAUUUAUUUAAUUUUAGUUUAGCAACGUAAGCAAGAUUUGUAAAAAGCGUAGCGUAAGUUUUUCUAUAAACAAUACCUAGAUAAUCGCCGCAUAUUUAACAAAUUUAUAGAAAGCUGACCAGAAUGAAAUGUCGUCAUUGUACUAAACGCUAAAACAAAACCUAGUUUUUACAAUUUAAAUUAUAUUUGAUCAGUCGUGCGUUAUAUAUACAUAUAUCUUAGACGAUGACGUAGUCUUAAGUGUAAAUGUUUCGCAGCGGUUUAAAGUUUAAGCCUAUUUGGCAAUUAGUUUGUAGAGAGCAGCAGCUUUGCAGCCCGUAAUUAAACAGAUAAUAAAUAAAUCAAGCAAACAAGAAAAACAUUUCAAUAACAACAAAUAAAAUAGACAAAUUUUAUACAAUUAGAAGACAAAAGUGAGAAGCCAUUUACAAAUAGAAUCCAUCAUCAAAUCGGAUAGAAAUAGACAAGAAGAGCCCACGUUCAAUAAAUAAAUAAAGAAAAAAUUGUGUAUAAAUCUAAAAAAAAAUAAAAUAAAGUAAAUGGCAUACCAGCGUAUAGUUUAGUAGUUAUAUAUAUAGUAUAUAACUAAUGAGCGUAUGUAUAAUACAAAAAUUCAUAUUAUGUUUUACAUUUAAAUCUAAACAACAGCAAACACUCUUGUAUGUACAAUUUAAGUUUAACAAAUAAAACGACAAAAAAUACAAAACUAAUGGACAACCACAUAUUAUUGAUUGAUUCAAGCGGGGCAGAAACUAUAGAUCAACAGCCUUUUGUAUAUUAUUAUUUGUCCGUUAAUAAACGCAAUCAAAC
Molecule: messenger RNA, 5588 nt
Organism: Scaptodrosophila lebanonensis
Lineage: Eukaryota; Metazoa; Arthropoda; Insecta; Diptera; Drosophilidae
Gene: Taf4
Product: transcription initiation factor TFIID subunit 4
Exons: 12
Coding region: 670-4041 (1123 amino acids)
Biological process (GO): transcription initiation at RNA polymerase II promoter; DNA-templated transcription
Cellular component (GO): transcription factor TFIID complex
Molecular function (GO): DNA binding; RNA polymerase II general transcription initiation factor activity; protein heterodimerization activity
Source: RefSeq, a predicted model, not a curated record